UUGUCUUCUCAAGCAUAACACUCUUCGAAUUUGACCCAAAUAUGGCACCAAAGAAGAUCAAAUCUCCGCCCUCUGAUCCUCAGGGAAUGUUCAGCAGAAUGGUGGUCUUCUUAGUCGAAGACGGAGUCCAAACUCGUCGGCUACAGAUAUGGAAGCAGAGAUUGACGCAAAUGGGGGCUAGCAUACAGGGCACUUUUUCUAAAAAUGUGACUCAUGUUUUUGCCGUGGAUGCAAAUUCUCUUCUUAAGAAAGUUGAUCACCAGCGGUUAAUUAGGUCAAAAGCUAAAAUGCUCCUAUAUCAGUGGGUGCAGGACAGCUUGACAAAGGGAGAAAAGGUGCCUGAAGAUUUGUAUAUCGUAUCCCUAGAAUCAGGGGAAAAUAAAGAGAUCUGUAAGGAAGAUAACAGAAGUGAUUGUACUAAUAGUGAAUUUACUCAAAAAAAGAGCAGAAUCUCUUUUGAGGGUAGCAAUAUUGUGAAUCAAGAAAAAAAGGUUGACACAAAGGACCACUUUGGACAUCAGUUAGUAGAUACUGCAAACAGCUCUGAAUGUUCAUCACGCUCAUCAAGCCCAGAAAUCAUUAGUGAGGCGGUCUUUUAUCCUUGUGAUGAGGCUGCUGAAACAUCAAAAUCAUCAUUGCUUUAUGAGCCUCCCAAUUUAAACAGGAAUAUUACCACGAUAUUUGGAAAACUUGUUGACAUUUAUAGGGCACUUGGUGAUGAUCGAAGGUCAUUUAGCUAUCACAAAGCCAUCCAAGUUAUUGAGAAACUGCCUUUCAAAAUUGAGACUAUAGACCAAGUUAAAAACCUUCCUACUGUAGGAAGGUCAUUGCAAGAACAUAUUCAGGAAAUAGUGAACACUGGGAAGCUCUCCAAAUUGCAGCACUUUGAGAAGGAUGAAAAGGUACGGACAAUCAGCUUGUUUGGAGAUGUUUGGGGUGUUGGUCCAGCAACUGCCUUAAAAUUUUAUGAGAAAGGGCAUCGGACUCUAGAUGACCUAAAAACUGAAGAAUCAUUAACAAAUGCCCAGAGAUUAGGCUUGAAAUAUUUUGAAGACAUCAAAACAAGAAUUCCGCGUCGGGAGGUUGAGGAGAUGGAUAAACUUCUACAGAAGGUUGGACAAGAGAUUUUACCUGGGGUUAUUAUUGUGUGUGGAGGAUCAUAUAGACGUGGAAAGUCAUCUUGUGGGGAUAUGGACAUUGUUAUUACUCAUCCUGAUGGAAAGAGUCAUGUAGGUUUUCUUCCUCGUUUUGUAAAGCGUCUCAAAGAAAUGAAGUUUUUGAGGGAAGAUUUGAUCUUCAGUAUUCACAGUGAAGAGGGUACAGAAUCAGGAGUAGACACCUAUUUUGGUCUUUCCACCUAUCCCGGUCAAGAGCUGCGACGUCGCAUUGACUUGAAGGUGUAUCCAAGAAAUAUAUAUGCAUUUGGGCUAGUACAUUGGACGGGGAAUGAUGUUGUGAACAGGCGGCUUCGAAUAUUAGCACAGGCCAAGGGUUUCCGGUUGGAUGAUACGGGGUUAUUCCCUUCAACUCAAGGUUCUGAAGGGAAACAGGGUGGUAUAAAACGCGCUAAUUUAAAGCUCGACACAGAGAAGGAAAUAUUCGAUUUUCUUGGUUUUCCUUGGCUUGAACCACAUGAAAGAAAUUUAUGAAUUUUGAGUGGCAUGCUAUUGCACAUCUGUACACAAGAUUUUGGGCUUCAAUUGCUGUGAAUAAGAUGAAGCUGAUAUGGGACACUCAUACCUACUAAAUUUUAACGGGCUUCUAGCAACACGUAGACCAUUGGAUUAACUCUAUCAGAACACGUAAACUAUUGGAUUAACUCUAAGUUGAUAGUUGGAUUGUACAUUUGUGUUUAUAUGUUUUAACAUUACUAACUUCUUCAUUUGCUCUCCUAUACACAACUUGAAAGGCCAGUAACUUGACCAAUUUCAAGCAACAUGUAAAUCAUAGAAUUAACUCCAAUAUCAAAUUGAAGCUUAUGAUUCAUCUCAA
Molecule: messenger RNA, 1992 nt
Organism: Ipomoea triloba (trilobed morning glory)
Lineage: Eukaryota; Viridiplantae; Streptophyta; Magnoliopsida; Solanales; Convolvulaceae
Product: DNA polymerase lambda-like
Exons: 14
Coding region: 42-1649 (535 amino acids)
Biological process (GO): double-strand break repair via nonhomologous end joining
Cellular component (GO): nucleus
Molecular function (GO): DNA binding; DNA-directed DNA polymerase activity
Source: RefSeq, a predicted model, not a curated record